Molecule: messenger RNA, 2215 nt
Organism: Brassica napus (rape)
Lineage: Eukaryota; Viridiplantae; Streptophyta; Magnoliopsida; Brassicales; Brassicaceae
Product: cytosolic sulfotransferase 12
Exons: 1
Coding region: 1103-2074 (323 amino acids)
Biological process (GO): sulfation
Cellular component (GO): cytoplasm
Molecular function (GO): sulfotransferase activity
Source: RefSeq, a predicted model, not a curated record
UCCGGGAUUGCUUGAAACAAUAAGCCAAUUGCGAUAUUGUUCUUGUCUAUAUCCUCCAUACCAGGUUCGAUGGUUUCCCAAACCUUAUAGAUCUUCAAUAAGACUUUCAUCCUCAUGCUCCAUACCGUAUAGUUUGUAGCGUUCAGUAUGGGGCAUUGGAUUGUUGGUGGUGUGAAUUCCUUAGUGCGUAUAAUGGUGUUGUCGUCUCCCAUGAUUGUAACCUAACGCUCUGAUACCAAAUAAAGUAGCUCGAACACACACACGAUUAUAAAGAACUUGCUCUCUUUAUUGAAUGCCUUAGAAAAUAUGCUCAAAACUAAAACACUCCUCUAUCGUUAUAUCAAUACCACAACUCGGUAUGUAUAUAUAUAUUAGAGUAGAUUUCCUUUUCCUAAUAGUUAUAGAUAACUCCUAAGACUACUAGGUUUAUCUUAAGCUUGUCUUAUCCUUAUCCAACUUGAUAAAGGAUAUCUUGAGCUUCAAGCUAUCAAAGCUUACCCAACACAUCGGCUGACAGUCAGGAUUCAAAAGACGUCCAAGGAGACUCAUAGCAUUCUCCUCGUACACAUGGAAUCUCGGGUUAUCGGGGAGGUCAACUGGUUCUUCGUCGUGCAGAGACAAAGAGUUGAUAGCGCUAUGCAACUGUUCAGCCAUAGCAGUACAACCAAGGUGAGAGUAGUUCACCAGAUGAUCAGAAGCAAUUUGUUUUGGGAGCAGAUCCACACAAGAGGAGGAGGAAGAGGAAGAAGAGCAAUUGAGGUCGUGAUAUUCGUGUAUGAUUUUUAGGGAAAUCAUUAUGAUUGAUAACUUGGGGAGUACUCGAACCAAAAGAAAGGAAAGAGUAUCAAUGGAAAAGGAAAGAAGCCAAAACUCAGGGAUAAUAAUCAACACCAAUAAGGUAAUAAAAUAAUUAUAGCCCAAAUGAUUGAGAAUAAAAAGGAAAGGGGAAAAUCACACAAGAUCAAUAUGUAAAAUGUUUACUCCAAACCACCGCACACCAAUUAAGGAAACCAAGCCGGAAAAGAAUUCCGGUGGAGAGCGAAAAAAAAGGAUUCCAGUUAUUAGGCAGUUUUGAUUUCAGGAUUUAUCUAUACUCUUGAGAAUGGAAUCAUCAUCUGUUCCUGUUUACUUGAAAGAUGAAAACCUGACACAAGAAACAAGAGAUCUACUUUCUUCUCUUCCAAGCGAGAAAGGUUGGUUAGUCAGUCAAAUGUAUCAAUUCGAAGGAAUUUGGCAGACACAAGCUCUGGUACAAGGAAUCGUGAACUGCCAAAAACAUUUUGAAGCCAACGAUUCCGACGUCAUCCUCGCCACCCUAGCUAAAUCAGGCACCACUUGGUUAAAAGCUCUUCUCUUUGCUCUCAUUCACCGACACAAGUUCCCAGUUUCUGGCAAGCAUCCUCUUCUAGUUACAAAUCCGCACUCCCUUGUACCCUACUUGGAAGGAGAUUACUGCUCAUCUCCAGAGGUCAAUUUCGCCGAGUUGCCUUCUCCAAGACUCAUGCAGACGCACUUAACGCAUCAUUCUCUGCCGGUUUCCAUUAAGAGCUCGUCUUGUAAGAUUAUAUAUUGUUGUAGAAACCCUAAGGACAUGUUUGUUUCCAUAUGGCAUUUUGGGAGGAAACUUGCUCCAGAAAAAACAGCGGAGUACCCGAUUGAAACAGCAGUAGCAGCGUUUUGUAAAGGGAAGUUUAUUGGUGGACCGUUUUGGGAUCAUGUGUUGGAGUACUGGUACGAAAGCCUCAAGAAUCCGAACAAGGUCUUGUUUGUUACAUACGAGGAGCUCAAGAAGCAGACUGAAGUUGAGGUUAAGCGAAUUGCUGAGUUCAUUGGAUGCGGUUUUACUGCUGAGGAAGAAGUGAGUGAGAUUGUGAAGUUGUGUAGCUUUGAGAGUUUGAGUAGUUUGGAAGUUAAUAGACAAGGGAAAUUGCCAAAUGGAAUAGAGUCUAACGCUUUCUUUAGAAAGGGAGAGACUGGAGGAUGGCGAGAUACUUUGAGUGAGUCCUUGGCAGAUGUAAUAGAUAGAACCACUGAACAGAAAUUUGGAGGUUCUGGUCUCAAAUUUUCUUCUUGAAUCAAUCUUUAAGACUUGUUGUUAUGUUCUCUGUUUUCGCUUUCUUCAAUCUUGUGACUUUGUUGGUUUUUUCCUUGAGGGUUGAGUUUUUGUUGUUCUUCUUCUUGUACAAAUAAAAUGGAUAAUGUUUGUGUUUUCUAA